Molecule: messenger RNA, 738 nt
Organism: Chrysemys picta bellii (western painted turtle)
Lineage: Eukaryota; Metazoa; Chordata; Testudines; Emydidae
Source: RefSeq, a predicted model, not a curated record
AUGCUUCCUGUAAUUAUUAUUUGUUUGAUCAUUUUAGGAAUUGAAUUCAUUACAGGGAUUAUAGCAAACGGAUUGAUUGAGUGGAUCAGAAGCAGAAAACUGACCUGUUGUGACAUGAUCCUGACUAGCCUGGGCAUCUCCAGAUUUUUCCUACAGUGGACAAUAUUCAUUAACAAUAUCCUCUUUGCAUUAUCUCCAGUGAUGAAUGGACUGUGUGACAUACGGAGAAACCUCUAUAUUUUUUGGAUGUAUCUAAAUACUCUCAGCCUCUGGUUUGCUACCUGGCUCAGUGUCUUCUACUGUGUGAAGAUCGGCAACUUCAGCCAACCUCUCUUCCUCUGGCUGAAGCGGAGAAUAUCAGGGCUUGUGCCACUGCUACUCAUGGGCUCCUGGCUGGUCUCCUUGGUCACCUGUCUCCCUUUAGUCAAGUUCAUAGAGAGAAAGUUUGCAUUUUGGUUAAUGGCAGCUACCCCUUUAAGACCAGGGGCAGACUGCGAAUGUGUUUGGAGGAUUUUGCCUACGUGUCCCGAGACUAGAAAGACUGCAUGUGUCAGCUCCAAAGAGGCCAGAAUUGAUUUAAUAAACCUUGUAUCUCCAGAAAACAAGCCUAAUUCUCAAAGAUGUAACAUUAGUGUUCAUGGGGCCCGGAUACUCCAAGACUGUGCUGAUGAGCUUGAGAGCCUUCCAGCUGUAGGAAACCAGCUGAACUGGGCAGGAUUAAAAGUUGGUUCCAUCUAA